This is a messenger RNA of Oncorhynchus nerka (sockeye salmon), 4151 nucleotides long. RefSeq names its product dual specificity testis-specific protein kinase 1-like. Gene Ontology annotation, cellular component: cytoplasm; nucleus. The transcript has 9 exons. Bases 154 to 2058 code for a protein of 634 amino acids. Gene Ontology annotation, biological process: protein phosphorylation; actin cytoskeleton organization; positive regulation of stress fiber assembly. NCBI's taxonomy places the organism in Eukaryota, Metazoa, Chordata, Actinopteri, Salmoniformes, Salmonidae. Gene Ontology annotation, molecular function: protein serine/threonine kinase activity; ATP binding. The record is from RefSeq and is a predicted model, not a curated record.
GGAGCGCCCAAUCGGAUCAGGCCCUCGUCGUACCGGGCACUGCGGAGUGCCGUUUCCAGCCUGGCGCGCAUCGAUGACUUCGUAUGUGAGAAGAUCGGGUCAGGGUUCUUUUCAGAGGUCUUCAAGGUGCAGCACAGGAUCACAGGCCAGGUGAUGGCCCUAAAGAUGAACACUCUGGCCAGCAACAAGGCCAACAUGCUCAGGGAGGUCCAGCUCAUGAACCGGCUCUGCCACCCCAAUAUACUCGGGUUCCUGGGAGUGUGUGUACAGGAGGGCCAGCUCCAUGCUCUAACUGAGUACAUCAACGGGGGUAACCUGGAGCAGCUGCUGGACAGUGACAGGUAUCUGUCGUGGUCGGUGAGGAUGGGUCUGUCUCAGGACAUCGCCUGUGGCCUGCAGUACCUCCACAGCAAGGGCAUCUUCCACAGAGACCUCACCUCCAAGAACUGUCUGGUACGCUGUGAGAAUGGUGUGUUCACUGCAGUAGUGGGAGACUUUGGUCUGGCAGAGAAGAUUCCAGACUACAGUGACGGGGUUGAUCAGCAGCCUCUGGCCGUGGUGGGCUCCCCCUACUGGAUGGCCCCAGAGGUGCUGAGAGGAGAGCUCUAUGAUGAAAAGGUGGAUGUGUUUGCCUAUGGAAUCAUCCUGUGUGAGAUCAUCGCCCGGAUAGAGGCUGAUCCGGACAUCCUACCUCGCACUGAGGACUUUGGACUAGAUGUGGAUGCCUUUGAGAACCUGGUUGGUGACUGUCCAACACCAUUCCUCAACCUUGCAGUCCUCUGCUGCAAUAUGAAUGCAAAGAUACGUCCCUCGUUCUCUGAGAUAGUGGUCUUGCUGGAGGGGAUGGAGAGAGGAGAGGAGGAGAGGAAGACGGCCAUCCCUCUGGGCGAUUGUCUCUCCUCAAAACCCCCCACUGGCCACAUCAGCCCCUACCGACGACGGAGUUCCCUCUGUCGCCCCGGCGACCAGCAGUUGUCACGGAGCCAGUCUGAAAUGCUUCCACCAACGACGCCCCCACUCGGCACCCCGGCCCGGGUCAACCCCUUCUCCCUGCGGCAGGACCUGAAUGGGGGCCGCAUCAAGCUCUACGACACCCCCAGCAAGUCUGUCAUCUCCCUGACCUUCACCCUUCCCCAGCAGCCUGACACCUGCGCCUCUCCCCCCCUCAGGGGAAACCUCUUACUCCGCGGGCCCCCCCGACGCUGCCAGUCUCUCCCCUGCACCCCCGAGCCGGGGCGAACCCUCUCCCUCCUCCGUGACCCCGACCUGCAGCGCUUGGGGAAAGAGGAGGGGGGGGAUGAAAGGAGGAAGGAGAAGGGAGGGAUGGUGGAGGAUGAAAGGAGGAAGGAGAAGGGAGGGAUGGUGGAGGAUGAAAGGAGGAAGGAGAAGGGAGGGAUGGUGGAGGAUGAAAGGAGGAAGGAGAAGGGAGGGAUGGUGGAGGACGUGUCAGAUGAUUCAGGGCUGCCUCUGGACCUGGUGUCUCUGGGUCCUCUGGAAGAGGAAGAGGAGGAAGGUUUUUCUCUGGGGGAGCCUAUGGACUGCAGCAGGUCUCCUGACACACUAGAGGGCGCUGUCCCUACACCAGGGAGACAUCUACUACACCCAGCCUCGUCCUCUUCCUCCCUGUUUCUGCAGCCUAACGGCUGGCGUCACCCAGUCUCCAAUGCCCCUUCCUCCCUCCCUCCUCUCCCUCAUCUGGACAACAACAACAUCUCGGCGAUGGUGGUCGUCGGCCGUCCGAUUGGCUGGAGGGCUAGCGGCUACCGCACCGCAAUCCCGGGCCCCCCUGCUGGCCCCGCCCCUGAACAAGAUGAGGUAAUUUCCUGUCCGGGCUGCUGUCUGAUUGGUCUGAGCUUUCCAUCCGUGUGCCUGAAGGGGGUGCCGACCCCUCGCCGCGUUCCGCCCCGACGACCCUACCGGAACCUCAACGGGGAGGGCAUCAGUGACCCUUCAGCUGCCACGGCAACCAAGGGACUGCUUUGUUGCGGGGCGAAUGGUCUCGCUCCUCCGACCGCACCUUGCGUGCCUGGGCUACCCCUACCAGAGGCACAGACUUAGGAAGGGCUCCCCCUAGUGGGCUGACUGGCCAACAACAACAUUAACACCAGUGACAUGACUGAGACUUUGACUGGUUCUAUUUAUUGUCGCUAUUACUAUUUAUUAUUACUAUUAGGAACUGAUGAUGUUGAUGAUUACUACUACUACCUGGUGUGUGUGUGUGUGUGUGUGUGUGUGUGUGUGUGUGUGUGUGUGUGUGUGUGUGUGUGUGUGUGAUUGAGGAGGUGGUGGGGACACUGGUGGUUGUAUUGGGAGAAGCAGAAUAGGAAACCAGAAGUGGGUUAUUGAUGUGAGAUCUUAUAUAUUGGUUGUUGACCUGGCGCCAUUUGAUAAUGUCAGUGUGUCCCUGGUUUGUUCACUCACUUUCUACACUCUGAAUCUUUCUAUUUGAUUCCUACUAAUGAUUUUUCACUGGUCUGGGUGGUGCUUGAGAUUUGUAUUGAAUUCAAACAAGUGCUUCUUCUUCCCAUAACCCACUAUGAUCCAGGUAUCCUCUGUGUGUGUGUGUGUGUGAAUUUUUAACAGCUUGUGUAUUUUUGAAACAGCAGGAAAAGCAAUUAUCCUUAUUCUCCUAGCUUAUUUACAUAUUGUACUGAUUAUUUCACUCUAAGUUCUGUCUGUGUGUGUCAGAGGGAGAGAAAGUGUGUGUGUGUGUGACUGAAUGACUAAGUUUUGUCCCUUGAUGUCUGUUUUGAAAUGUUAGUGGUUUGCAGGUCAUUUCCCCGUACCCGUGUGUGAGAUUAGAGAACUGUGUAAUCAUUUAAUAUAAAGUUAGUGAGGUCAACAUAAUCUUUACUAUAAUGUUUUUUGACACUAUUGAUGAGAAUCACUCCACUCUUCAUUUCAUAGGGCUACUGGUUCUGUACCUGUUGAUGAAAUGGCACCCUAUUCCCUAUAUAGUGCACUACUUUUGACCAGGGCCCAUGGGGCUUUGGUCAAAAUAGGAUGCCAUUUUGUCUGUUGUCCCCAGAGCUUAAGGUGUGUUUGUCUCCCUCUGCUGGCCUGGAGGACCCGGGCAUACCAGGCCAUUGUGGCUCACAGGCUUUGUUUCUUCCUUUCGUCAUAACCCUUUCCUUCUACGAGAAGCUAUACAUGACCAGACCAGGGAAAAAUCCAGGCUUUAGUUAUAGACCUGGAGGUUUUCCUAGUCGGGUCACUUUGUCAGGAAAAAGUCCCAGCCAUAUAUCAUAUCAACUGAUAUGAGGGGACUGAAAAAGGUUUAUGGCUAUGCUAUUAACAUUUCUAACCAGUUCUAACCACUUAAUCUAGCUAGUGAUCUGUAGGAAAGGAGGAGGAGGAAACAUAAGCCAGUGUAUUGGGACGUAGCUAGUCACACUCAACUGUACUGGCCAGAGAGUCUCUUUGUUACUGCACGGUUUAAACAGCAUGAUUUACAGAGUCUGGACAACUGUGUGCAUCCAUCCAAAUAAUUCCACUGUUCUGUCCCAUAUUGAUGAUGUCAUAAUGACAAUGGUACAAACACCGACCCAUAUGUCCAUGGAACAACCGAGGGAGUGUAAUGCACUUUCUUUUUUAAAGCUGAGAAUCUUGUUGAUUUAACAUUAUUUAUGAAAUCAUGUAUGUAGCUAACUAGUAAACCCUUCUGCUGGCUGGGAUGUUGGUUGGUCUGUUGCUAGUUGGAAUAAUAAAUUAUUAUUAUGGAAAUAUGUGUCUGUUCCUUUCCGGGAACAACCCUUCCCCUUUAGACACUUGUAGAGAUCAGAGAGGGCUUGAUAGGAUGCAUCACUAUAGUCAUAGCUCCACCUUGUCCUCUGAUAGGUGGAAUUUCACCAUAUUGCUUAAGCCUGUCCAACCCUCUCAGAUCUCCACCAGUUCCUAUAGGAAGGGGUUGUUUCUGGACAGGGGCUCUGUUUCUACUAGAACCCAUCCUCUACAUGCAAGACACUGAUCAGACCCCUUGAUUUUUUCCCCCAUAUUUUAUUACGUUACAGCCUAAUUCUAAAAUGGAUACAUUUUUUGUUUUUCCGCAUCAAUUGACUGUACACACAACACUCCAUUAUGACAAAGCAAAAACAGGUUUUUUGACAUUUUUGCAAAUGUAUUAAAAAUAAACUGAUGUCACAUUUACAUAA